CUCCCGACUCCAAGUGCGUAAAGGAUAUCCGUUCAUUUCUCAGGCAUGCCGGUUUCUAUCGUCGAUUCAUCAAAAACUUUAGUUCUAUCUCUCGGUCUCUAUGCCAACUUCUUUCCAAAGACGUUCCAUUUGAGUGGACUACCACGUGUGAGCAAGCAUUCACCAAGUUAAAGGCUAACUUCACCACUCUUCCGAUUGUGCAACCACCGGAUUGGAAUCUACCAUUUGAGCUCAUGUGUGAUGCAAGCGACUAUGCCGUCGGGGCCGUGUUGGGACAACGGAAGGACAAACAUCAAUAUGUGAUCCAUUAUGCAAGCAAACCUUGAACGUUUGAACGACGCUCAAAUGAACUACACUACCACGAAGAAAGAGUUACUUGCGGUGGUGUUUGCUCUUGACAAAUUUCGGUCUCACCUUAUCAGUGGCGCCCCUAUUGUUGUGUAUACGGACCACUCCGCCCUCAAGUACCAACUUACCAAGCAAGAUGCCAAAGCCCAUUUGAUACGGUGGAUUCUUCUUCUCUAAGAGUUCAACCUAACCAUCAAGGAUAAGAAGGGUGUUGAGAAUGUGGUAGCCGACCACUUAUCGCGGUUACAAUUUGAGGAUCCUACUCCAAGUCUACCUAUCGUGGACACAUUUUCGAAUGAAUAAUUGCUUGCCGUUUCGAGUACCCCAUGGUUUGCCGACAUAGUGAACUAUUUGGCAACGGGUCUCCUACCCUCGCAUUGGUCUCCUCAAGAACGUCAUCGGUUUCUCUAUGAAGUAAGGAUGUUCUCUUAUGACGACCCCUAUCUUUUCAAGUAUUGCCAAGAUCAAAUAGUGCGCCAUUGUGUCCCAGAUUCGGAUCAACGAAAAAUUCUCGAGUUUUGCCAUUUGGAAGCUUGUGGAGGCCAUUACUCUUCUAAGAAGACUUCUGCCAAGGUGCUACAAUGUGGUUUCUAUUGGCCAACCUUGCGCAAAGAUGCUUACCACUUUUGUACCACUUACGAAUGUUGUCAAAAGCUUGGGAGUAUGACUCGGAAGGACGAAAUGCCACUCACUAGUAUUCUAGUAGUUGAGAUCUUCGAUUGUUGGGGCAUAGACUUCAUGGGACCAUUCCCCGUCUCUUUCGGUAACUUGUACAUCUUGUUGGCGAUGGAUUAUGUGUCAAAAUGGGUAGAAGCAAUCGUAACACGUACCAACGAUGCGAAGGUAGUGGUGGAGUUCCUCAAGGAUAACAUCUUAUCACAAUUUGGGAUGCCAAGAGCCAUCAUAAGCGACCAAGGCACUCACCUUGCAAUCACAUUUUUGAAGCCUUGA
Molecule: messenger RNA, 1299 nt
Organism: Rhododendron vialii
Lineage: Eukaryota; Viridiplantae; Streptophyta; Magnoliopsida; Ericales; Ericaceae
Exons: 1
Coding region: 769-1299 (176 amino acids)
Biological process (GO): DNA integration
Molecular function (GO): nucleic acid binding
Source: RefSeq, a predicted model, not a curated record